This is a messenger RNA of Brenthis ino (lesser marbled fritillary), 975 nucleotides long. The record is from the annotation of a GenBank genome assembly. NCBI's taxonomy places the organism in Eukaryota, Metazoa, Arthropoda, Insecta, Lepidoptera, Nymphalidae.
AUGUUCUCUACUAGCAGCCAAAGAAAGUUUUGGACUUUCAGUGAUGAAAAUGAGCUGGCUCGUCAUCGUGAAAAACACAACAUAGGAUUUAUUUCAAAACAUGGACACCACAUCGAUGAAUAUCAAAGAUAUAAUUUCUUUUUAUCACCUGAGGAAGAAAGGCUAUUAUUGAAACAAUAUGAGCUCCAUCUUAAGGAAUUCUGCAAGAGAUUUACACCACCGAUGCCAAAAGGAGUAGUUGGAACAGCCUUUCAUUAUUUUAAGAGAUUCUACUUGUAUAAUUCUACAAUGGAUUACCAUCCUAAAGAGAUUUUAGCUACAUGCGUAUAUUUGUCGUGUAAAGUCGAAGAAUUUAAUGUUUCCAUUGGUCAAUUUGUUGCAAACAUUAAAGGUGAUAGAGAAAAGGCAUCGGAUAUAAUAUUAAAUAAUGAGUUACUAUUAAUGCAGCAACUCAAUUAUCAUUUAACUAUACAUAAUCCAUUUCGACCAGUAGAAGGAUUUUUAAUUGACAUAAAAACAAGAUGCACUUUGGCUAAUCCAGAGCGUCUAAGAAGUGGUAUAGAUGAGUUUCUUGAGAAAGUAUUUUUAACUGAUGCCUGUUUACUGUAUGCACCAUCUCAAUUAGCUUUAGCUGCAGUGUUACAUGCUGCUAGUAAGGAACAAGAGAAUUUGGACAGCUAUGUUACAGAUAUGCUAUUCCGUGAUGCUGGGUCUGAUAAAUUAGCAAUACUCAUUGAAGCAGUACGUAAAAUUCGUUCAAUGGUUAAAAUGGUUGAAAGUCCACCUAGAGAAAGAGUUAGAAUAAUAGAGAAAAAGCUAGACAGAUGCCGAAAUCAAGAGAAUAAUCCUGACAGUGAAAUUUAUAAGAGAAGAAUGAGAGAGGCUCUUGAUGAAGAUGACUUGCCUCACACUGGCUCCAGUAGAAUGUCAUUAGAUACUAGUGGCAUUUCACAGGUACUGUCCCCUUCUGCUUCA